AUGUCAUCGUUAAGAGAUCAAUUAGCUCAGGUCUCCGGCAAGAAUGCUACGUUAGCUCUCGAUAGGAAGAAAAGACAAAAGCUACACUCGGCAUCUCUUCUCUACAAUCCAAAAACUGCAAGUACCCAGGAUUUUGAUUUCAUCUUUGAAAAUGCAACUAACGCCUUGAAUGAUUUGAUAGAAAUUGAACCCAAAUUUGCAAUCUUUGCGAAAACUCUCUUUUCAGAAUCGUCGAUCUCCAUUGACAGAAAUAUUCAAACUAAGGAGGAGGUAAAGAACUUAGAUAAGGCAAUCAACGCCUAUUUAAUGUUAGCUUCUUCAAAAUGGCACUUGGCGCCUACUUUACAUGCCACUGAAUGGUUAGUUCGCCGUUUCCAAAUACACAUCCAUAAUACAGAGACUCUUUUAUUAUCUACCAUAAACUACUAUCAGGCCUCAGUCUUCAAAAGAAUACUAGGAAUUGUCAAGCUACCGCCACUAUUUCACCCAUUGUCUAGUUUUGUGAGAAGUGACAGAAACCCAACACAUAUCACGAUCGUCAAACUUUUCCAAGAUAUGGAUUUUUUGAAACUUUAUACUAAUUAUUUGGGUAAAUGCGUAAGACAAGGAACUACUUACACCAGUCAACUACUUUUCUCCUCGUGUUGUUUUGUGAAUUUAAUUGCAUACUCAAAUAAUGACGAAGAAAGGCUUAAUUCCCUGGUACCCGUUGUAUUGGAAAUUUCAGCAAAGCUCUUGGCCUCCAAUUCAGUCGAUUGUCAAAUUGCCGCACACUGUAUCAUGGUAGUGUUGGCGACUGCGCUUCCUUUGAAGAAAACUAUUAUUUUGGCAGCUACUGAAACGAUUCUAUCCAACGUACAAUCUGGUGCCAAGAAAUCUGCGCUUGUUACCAUUUGCAAACUAUUUCAAACUUUAAAAGGCCAGGGAAAUGUGGAUCACCUUCCUGAUAGACUUUACAAGCUCUUCGAUGAAAAAUUUAACAUCACUUAUUUGAAUGAGCACUUGAAUAAGGGCGAUUCACCUCAGUGUGAUAAAUUUGUCACUUCGUAUUUGAAAGCUUUGGCUAGGUAUGAUUACGAGAGAUUGAGCAGUACCAUCCUAAUUCUAAAGAGCAUUAAAUUGGAAAAGUUCGAGCUCAGACUAUUUAUUACCGAUUUAAUCCACCUUUCUGAAGUUUUAUCUGAUAAAUCUCAGUUGAUAGCUGUGUUCGAAUAUUUGGUACCUCUCAAUGAAAAUCUGGUCCUAAACUGUUUGAAAUCACUGGACAUCAGCCGUGAAAUUUUCGAAAUUAGACUAACCACAUCUUUGUUCUCCAAUAAAGGAGAAGUUAACGAAUCAGAUAUCAUGCAUGCCUUAUCAUCUGAGGAUGCAAGCGGUAAAAUGGCAAAAGUUCCUUCGUUCAAAGAAUUUAUGGAUAAGCAUUCUGCAUUGAUAAAUACCGGCAACAGGUCUAUGCUCGUAGAAUCAGAUGUUUCAUUCAACAAGAUACUAUCAUUGUUUUUAGAAGCAGUGGGUAACAAGUACCCUCCCGCUCAAUUUUUGUCAUCUUUUUUUACAACUUUAGAAGGAAGAAUUACCUUCUUACUAAGAAUUUUGGUUUCAUCAUCAGCUCCUUCUGCCCUAAAGUUGAUUGCAUUGGACAAUAUCUCCAAAUGUAUCAACAGCAUCGACAAAGAAUCUAAUGUAUUCGCUCUAGUGCCAUGUCUAGUGUGUGCGCUUAGCGAUAUGUCUAAAAAUUUGAGGGUUGGUAUCAAGAAACUCCUUUCACAGAUUUCUAAGAGACCCUCUACAAAGCAUUAUUUUAUGGCAAAGAGAUUGUACGGUGAAGAUGUGGAUUUCCCACUAUUGAAUCCAAAAGAUGGUGAAUUAUGGUUAGAAAACUUUUUAAAUGAGUAUGUCAUUGACGACUACAAGAUUUCGAAUCUAAUCAUUCCAAAGAAAAAUGAAAAGGUUUUCCUAGUAUUCUGGAGCAAUCAGGCAUUGUUUAUACCUCUACCUUUACCAAAGAUGAUUUUGUUACAGAAUCUAAAUCAGCGCUUCGGUUCACCUGCAUCUUAUUCAUCAAUAUUCGAAAACUUCAUCAAUGGCUAUUUGAAGGACAGAGAACAUUGGGAGUCACGUUGUAAAAACAACAAAACAAGCUUUAAUGACUUUGAAACUGCUAUCGUGAACUUAAUCUCUCCCAAUGAGAAGAACCAAUUUUUCAUCGAUUUCAUUGUCAAUGCAUUACAAUCUAAUUACGAACAACUCGCAUCUAUUGUGGCUCAAAAGUUGCUCAAGACGUUUUCCACCUUUAGGUUUGAGCAGCAACUGAAAAUCUUGCAAAGUAUUUUGGACACUGCUGCCUUAGAAGAACAAAGUUACGAUGCAGUGGAGACCCUUCAAUCUUUGCCACUAACUACUGAAUUAUACGGUGUCAUUCUAUCUCAGAACAGAAUUCAAUCUGACAAUGAAAUCACUGAAUUGACUAAGAAGAGGAGAAGAAGAUCUUCCACCAACAAGGCAGCUUUACAAAAAGAAGGUGUAACCCAAAUUGCAGAAACCCAUUUGAAGAAAUUGACCAUUAUUUUAGAGUCUCUCAACCUAUCAAAGGUUCCAGGUUCAGAGUCCCUCUUGUCCACCUUACUCUCUUUGUUGUCUGAUCUAGAAACUUUGGAACAAGAUGGUGGUCUUCCUGUGCUUUAUGCACAAGAAACCUUAGCUUCAUGCAUGCUUAAUACGAUCAAUUCUAUCGAGAAGAGCAAUACACCCAAACCUAAGCAUGUCAAAGCCGAUGUUGUGGUUUCCGCUAUUAGAAAUUCACCCUCCCCUCAAGUCCAGAACAAGUUACUUUUGGUUGUUGGUGCAUUGGCUUCUUUAGAUUUUGAGACUGUUUUACACUCAGUUAUGCCAAUCUUCACCUUCAUGGGAGCUCACAGUAUCCGCCAAGAUGAUGAAUUCACCUCUCAUGUGGUUGAAAAUACAAUAAGAACCAUUGUCCCUGCUCUGCUGAAGGGUAAUGAGAGUGAAGUUGUGGAUGAAACCGGAUUCUUGUUGGUUAGCUUUACUACUGCAUUGCAGCAUGUCCCAAAACAUAGGAGAGUCAGAUUAUAUACCACAUUGGUGGAAGCCUUGGAUCCUAACAAAGCCAUCUCAUCAUUUUUGGUAUUAAUCUCCCAGCAAUACUCUUCCUUCACAACAAAUUUCAAGCUCGGUGAAGCUAGAGGUCUCGUUGAAUUUACUAAAUCCUUUAUGGGCAAUUUUGAUGCUCUACAACAAUUGAAUGGAUGGGCUGACUUCAUCUCGCUUGCAAAGAUUUUAAUAGAUGCCGAGAAGGAUGAAUCCAAGAAGAAAGAGUUCAAAUUGCAUGCCCUAUUUACCAAUAGCAUUGUUAACUUAACACACUCCGAGCUUUUGGUCUUAGUUCAAAAUGGAUUUACUUUCAUGAAUAAAGUGAUAGAAGAAAGUGAGGUCGGCUACAGCGAUGUUAGCAACAGUUUUAGAGUCGGGCUUUACUCUGCUCUGCUGGAUCCAACCACUGAUAAGACCUAUGUGGAUCAAGUCAAAUCUAGAUUUGGUGUACUCUUAGAGAAUGUUUUGGGUUUCAUUAACAACGUCGAAAGUUUCUGCGGCUCAUCAUCUUCCGCUGAUGGUGAAGACUCCUCCUCUGACAGUGAAAUUUCGGAAUCCAACUCGGAGAUCAAGAGCGCUCUAUUUACCAUGUUGGCGCAAGUUUUGAAUUUACUUCCUGUAGAUAAUUUCGUUACAGCAGUUCUUCCUCUAUUGUCUUCUGCGAAGGACAGUGACAUCCGUUAUCACCUAACUUUGGUCAUUAAUACCAAAUUCCAGUCUCAAAGUUUGGAAGUCGUCCCCACAAGUGAAAAAGUUAUCGAUACUUUAUUAAAGAGAGUCGUACUUGAAAAGGAUAAUGUUAAUGUCGCACAAGUCUCUUUAAACACUUUAUCUUCUUUGAUUAGUCAAUUUGGCAAGAAUUUGGAUACCAACCUAUUAAACAGAUCUUUGGCACUGUCUACGGAUAAUCUAAAAUCUAACCACUUGGAAGUGGUCAUUUCCUCUAUUGCCGUGGUCACCAACUGUAUUGAAGCACUUGGAAUCAAAUCCAUCGCAUUCUACUCCAAGAUUGUUCCAGUAUCUCUUCAACUAUUCAACAAUGUCAACAAAGAUGGUGCCGAAAGCUUGAAACAGCAAUUGCAACUAUCCGUUCUACUGCUGUUUGCAUCUUUUGUCAAACACAUCCCAAGUAUUUUAAUGUCAAACUUGAAAGAUGUUUUACGCACUGUUUUCCUAGCAGAUGAAGUGGAAACGACUGUUCGUCUAUCUAUAAUCUCAUUAAUUGUGGAAAAUGUGGAUUUAAAGGAAAUUCUAAGAGUAUUACAAAAAUUAUGGGGAAGUGAACUUGCACAACUGAAUGACUCCAUUGCCAUUUCACUCUUCUUAAGUACUCUAGAAUCUACGGUAGAGGCAAUUGAUAAAAAAUCUGCUACCGUCCAGUCUCCAAUCUUCUUCAAAUUAUUAUUGGAAUUGUUGGAAUACAGAUCAAUCUGUCAGUUUGAUGUCAAUACCAUCAACCGUAUUGAAGCUUCCGUCUUUGAAAUUGCAAAUGAAUACGUUCUCAAAUUGAACGACAAAGUGUUCAGACCAUUGUUUGUGAUCAUGGUGAGAUGGGCAUUUGACGGUGAAGGUGUUGUUAACACUUCAAUUAGCGGUAAUGAGAGAUUGAUUAGUUUCUUCAAAUUUUUCAACAAGCUACAAGAGAAUUUGAAAGGUAUCGUUACAUCUUAUUUCACUUACGUUUUGGAGCCAGUGGAUCAACUGUUGAAAAAAUUUGCCUCUGGUGAAGUGGUCAAUGUGAACUUGCGUCGUUUGACAAUCAACUCACUAACGUCAACUUUCAAGUACGAUAAGGACGAAUACUGGAGGUCAACUUCAAGAUUUGAAUUGAUUUGUUCAUCACUAGUGAGCCAAUUGUCUAACGUGGAGAGUGUCAUUGGUAAAUAUUUGGUAAAAUCAAUCGCAUCUCUAGCUGCCAACAAUAACCGCGCGGAGGAACAUAACAAGUUCAUGCAUAAGCUUCUAGUUGAGCACAUGGAGGCAACAUGCUCUUCCAAUGAAAAGCUAUGGACCGUGAGAACUUUGAAAUUAAUCUACUCUAAGGUGGGUGAAAGCUGGUUGGUACUAUUGCCACAACUCGUUCCUACGAUCGCAGAACUACUAGAAGAUGAAGACGAACAAGUGGAGAGAGAAGUCAGAUCAGGACUUGUCAGAGUGGUAGAAAACGUUCUAGGUGAGCCAUUUGAUAGAUAUCUAGAUUAG
Zygosaccharomyces rouxii is the source of this 5313-nucleotide messenger RNA. RefSeq names its product snoRNA-binding rRNA-processing protein UTP10 (gene UTP10). The transcript has a single exon. NCBI's taxonomy places the organism in Eukaryota, Fungi, Ascomycota, Saccharomycetes, Saccharomycetales, Saccharomycetaceae. The coding region runs from base 1 to 5313 and encodes 1770 amino acids. Gene Ontology annotation, biological process: maturation of SSU-rRNA from tricistronic rRNA transcript (SSU-rRNA, 5.8S rRNA, LSU-rRNA); positive regulation of transcription by RNA polymerase I. The record is from RefSeq and is a predicted model, not a curated record. Gene Ontology annotation, cellular component: t-UTP complex; small-subunit processome; 90S preribosome. Gene Ontology annotation, molecular function: snoRNA binding.